AUGUUAACUAUUGACAGACUCCCCAGACAGCUUAGUUCUUUGCAUCAGCCCAGAGGAUACAACACAGGCCCUAUGUACAUAGAUCACAUCAAAAGGUAAGAGGUGCAGCCGAGAAAUACAAGACUUGGUAAUUGUGCUACGGUUAUAGGUACCAAACUUUAUUUCAUAACUGUGUUCUUUUAUUUUUGCAAAGCUUACGUUACAAACUCCGCAAACAAGUGUGCAGUGAACAGCAGUCACUAUGCCCAGGUCAGAAUCCCAGCCUACAGCAUGAUCUUCAGAUCUUAGUGACUUCACUUUUGAAGCAGGACCAAGGAGAACAGGUAUGUGGAAACGUAACCAUAAUGUAACAAUAUUUAAUACAACACUCCUAUACCUUUAAAGAAACACUUUCAGAAAGUAUUUUUUUGAAAAUGAAAGAAGGCACCACGCCAUAUCUUUAAAGUGGGUUUAAUUACUGGAGUGCUCUGGUGUGUCCCUCUAUUCAUGGUUAAACAGUUUAACAAGGGUUCCUGGCCACUUGUGGCACACUCACUUCUGCUCAGUCUAACUCUGCCACCCACUCAUGUACGGAAUGGUAUGGCCCAUACCAAUAUGUAAGAUACAGUGGGUAGCAAUGAUAGUCUGAGAGCGCACAUGUGACCUGGGCAGCCUUUCACUUAAACCUAUAGCCGCUUGCGUUACCAAUAAAAUAGUUUAACAGUGAUUCGAAGGAUGGUUCUAGGGCAUUCCAGUCAUCAUAACCAUUUCAAUAAGAUGAUGUGGUUAUGAUGCCCUGAGUGUUCCUUUAACCCCUUAAGGACCAAACUUCUGGAAUAAAAGGGAAUCAUGACAUGUCACACGUCAUGUGUCCUUAAGGGGUUAAGUAUCGAAUAUAUAUAUAUAUAUAUAUAUAUAUAUAUAUAUAUAUAUAUAUAUAUAUAUAUAUAUAUAUAUAUAUAAAUAUAUAUAUAUAUAUUUGAAGUUAAAUAUACUGGAAUGUCUCCUUUUAAAUAUAUGUCCACAAAAAUAAUAAUUUAACUGGGGGGAGGAAAUAGGCACAAGGGAAAUGCGAAUGUGUAAUCUGGCUCUGGACCCAGGGGUUAGGCAGGGGCCCCAGAACCAUGAAUUUGCUUCCCCAUUUACUAUCCCUAUGUGAUGACUGACAGCAUGCUCCAAACUGGUAACAUGACUAGGGCCCACUGGGACCUUUAAUUUUUCACAGGCUCAAACUUUUCUUAGUGGAAGUGUUUUUAAGAAUCAGUAUUCAAAAUAUUGUGAUUUCCAUCUGUUAAUACAUUAAAACUAGCACUUUUAGAUAAACGUAUAUGCAGUUCACAUACAUUUCAAGCUAAGCUGCAUGUAAAUGAUAUGUUUAUAAGGUGCUGAUCAAUGUAACUUAUUAGGUAUACAUGGGAUUACUUUCAAUGAAGUGCUCAUUGAUCCAUUCACUGAUCAGCCACAACAUUAAAAACACCUGCUUCAUACAGUGUAGGUGUCAAAACAGCUCUGAUGAAUUGAGGCAUGGACUCCACAAGACCUCUGAAUGUGUUCUGUGGUAUCUGACAUCCUUUAAGUCCUGCAAGUUGCAAGGUGGGACCUAAAUGGAUUGGAUUUGUUGUCCCAGUACAUCCCACAGAUGCUCAAUCAGAUUGAGAUGUCAUGUUCCUCCUACUAUUUCUGAACCAUUUUUGCAGUGCAGCCUGGUACAUUAUCCUGCUGAAAGAGGCCACUGCCAUCAAGGAACAUUACUACCAUGAAGGAAUGCACAUAGUUUGCAACAAUCUUUAGAUAGGUGUAAAAUGCACAUGAAUGCCAGGACCAAAGGUUUACCAACAGAACAUUGCCCAUUGCUUAAAAUUGCCUCAGUGCAUCCUGCUACAAUCUUUUCCCCAGGUAAACGGCGCACACGCACCCGGCCAUUCACCUGAUCUAAAAGAAAACAUGAUUUAUCGGACCAGGAAAACUUCUUCCAUUGCUUCAUAGUCCAGUUCUGAUGCUCACAUCUCCAUUGAAGGAGCUUUCAGCAGUGGACAGGUGUCAACAUUGGCACUCUGACCAGUGUGUCUACACUGCCCCAUAUGUAGCAAACUGUGAUGCACAUUUUUGUUCGGACACCUUUCUCUCAUGAUCAGCAUGUUUUUUGCUUCCAACACAUGAAAUUCAAGAACUGAUUGUUCACUUGCUGACUAAUAUAUUUCACCCCAUGACAGUUGCCACAAUAUAAUCAAUGUUAUACACUUUACUUGUCAGUGGUGUUAAUAUUGUGGUUUAUCAGUGUAUAAGCUUGUGAACCACUGUUAUAGAACCUUCUCUCCUCUCUACUAACCUGAACAUGGUGGUAUGAACAGCACUGGCCACUAGGUGUCACUGUGCACUUAAACACACAUCUGAGUUUUUCACUAAAGUGGAUAAUUGUUUAUAACUGGCAAUAGAAUCACAAAUUUACACGGUUAUUAACUAAAGUGAGAAUGCAGUGUUAAUAUAAAGUGAAUUUCAAAUUUAAGGUCAGAUUAGCCAAAUCGAAAGCAUAGCUGACUAAGAGAAUGUUUCCAGUUCGACUGCUUUUAUCUUAAAUUUGAAAUGAAACCAGGACUAGCCAGUAUAACUGAGCAGAUAAUACAGUCUAACUCAGCUAUGUUUCCAGUCUAACAAGCUUAACUUACAAGGAGCAAUACCUUGUCAAUUCUUAACGGUUUAGACCUAGUAAAUAACUCCAACCAUGAUUGAUUUAUUACAAAUGACACCAGCGGUCUAAAAUGAUUGAUAUGCUAGCUAUACCAAUAGGAGUACAUUGAGCGGAAGUAAAUAUAAAAACAACAAAGCGCUAAAUCACCGAACAUAUUCUCUCUCCCAAACAAUGAUAUUGUGUAAUGUGCUUGUGCAACAUAUUGAUAUUUUAAAAAGAAGCUGUCACAUUUGUGAUUUACUGAAAUGAAAAUGUAAGGUGAAUUCAAAGUGAGUUUCUAAUUUAAGGUCAAAAUUUGCCAAUGCUUUCAGUUUGGCAACUCUAGCCUCAAAUGUAAAAAUUCACUUUGAAUUCUCACUGUAGUAAAUAUUUUAGCAAAUAAAGCUAGUUACUAUAUGUGUUGUGUUUGUGUAUGGCUAACAAAAUAUAUAAGAUCUAUGUGCUACAUGGGGCAUUACGGGGGGAAAAACUAGAUUUAUUAUCUUACAAUUUAUUUAUUUGGAUUGUGGGAAACUGGUCAGAGAAUUUUGGGAGAAAUGGCUGUCUCUUCCUACACAGAACUUGUCUAAACAUGAGCAGGAUGUAUUUCCUUUGUCCCUCUCGCUGAUGGAAAUGAAGGCAAAAGAUCAGGAAAGUCAUUUAUCAGCUGCAUUCCAACCACAACAUGGACGACUGCUAAAGGCUGGGUGAGUCUUAAACUUUAGUACAUCCGAGGGCGUAAACUGAUGUAUGUAGUAUUAUGGUAUACAACUUUGUGUCACAAAGCCUGUAUGGGUAGUUUUGGAAUUUAAAAACAGUUCUUACAUUUAUUAUUUUGGUCACUGCUCUUAAGACCUGCAAUGUCAAAAUUUUCUUCAGUCUUCCAUCUUUUAAGAAGUCCCUGAAAACUCAUAUCGUCGCCAUCUUCCUGUAUGUCUUUCUUUACAUAAUUAGUGCAUGCACAGUCCAUUUAUUCCAUGCUACUGCCUUCCUACACUCAUAUUGUUAAUCUCAGAUAUUCAUCUUGAUACAAAUAUCAGACCUGAUGAUUCCCUUUGUCUUAUUCUUCCUCAUACACCCUAUUUUUCCACAGACUGUAAAAUCCUUUAAGCAUACCUUUAUUCAUUUCUUCUUUUCAAAUCCAUUUGUCAUUUAUUGCAGUUUUAUAUGCCCAUUUGUCCUGCAUAUUGGGCCCACAAAUCUUAGAAAACUAUCCCUGGUGAACCCCAAAUCUAAAAUAAAUUGGUAUAUCAGAGGUUGGGAGAAGGCAGGCUCUCUGUACCCCUGGUGGCCCAUACCUGUCCUAUUGGCUCACAAAUACUGCUAUUAAAUAGAAGAUGCUGGGAUCCGACAUGAUUAUCACUGUGCUCAGUGGCUUUAAUAUGGUGCACCUUGGAUAGACAAUAAUAAACUGUUUUCUAUACUGCCAAGAGUAUGAUGUCCUGCUCUUGUUAGUCACCUUGACCCAUAGGUUUUUGACAAGUACUCUCCUCCAAGCACAAAAGCCAGUGGAAACAGUUGGAUGGAAGAUGAAAAUCACAAAUUAUUAGUGCACAAUUCCCUACGCCAAGCAGGAGCAGAUCUUAUAAUUUCUUUCACAGUGCAUUUCUAUUUUUAUUUAUAGUCGUUGUUAGAACAGGGAGUAAUCUUAUGCUGUUGUCUGCCUGUAAUGGGCGCUUAAAAUGACACUAUAUUGUGACCACUUUAUUUCAUUGAAGUCUAUAGACUGUAAACUCGUUUGAGCAGGGUCCUCUUCAACCUAUCGUUCCUGUAAGUUUUCUUGUAAUUGUCCUACAAGUCGUCCCCCCCCCCCCACUCAUAAUAUUGUAAAGCACUACGGAAUCUGUUGACACUAUAUAAAUGGCGAUAAUAAUAAUAAUAAUAAAGUGGUCUGGGUGCAGUCCCCCUGUUGUUUUAGCCCUGCAAUGUAAGACAUUGCUAUUUAUUAGAUACAGCGAUAUUUCCAUUGCAGGGCUAAACACACCUCUAGUGGUUAUGUUCCUGACAGUCAGUAGAGGCGCUUCUGCUAUGAGAACCAAUAUAGACUAGAUUAUCACACGUCACCUCCUCUGAAUGCUUCUCAUAGAGCGAAUUAGAUUGGAGUAGUGCAGUGCUUGCCAUGCAUACACUUCUUGUUUCCAAUGUUUCUCUGUAAGAAGCAUUCGAUUGGACAAAAACACAAAAAAUUGAUACCGGGGGGAUAAGGGUGUAGGGUGAGUAGUGGGAGCCAGCACACAGUGAGCUGGAAAAAAGGUAAGUAAAAAACUUUUUUUUUUACACAAAUUUAGUUUAUUGGACUGUUAAUAUAAACAGGAAAGAGAAUACUAUAGUAUUAGGAAUACAUGUUUGCAUACCUAACUCUAUAGUGUUCCUUUAAAUAUUGCAACAUACACGUACUUGGAAAGAAUGGCUUACUGGGAUUUUAAGACACUGUACAUGUGACAUAAGUAUGUGGCACAUCCCAAAUUGUAAAUAAUGUUUUUGCUGCUGGUUACAUAGGCAAUAUGGGAUAUAUGGGUAAUGUGCACUUGCAGUCCACGUUGGUCUAACAAAUUAGUAUUGCAGUUUAAAAUAAGAAUAUGGAAAUGUCAGCAUGAAAAUAACUAAUGGUGUUCCGGAUGCCUAUUUCUAGAGCAUAAGCAUAUUGAUUCUUCUUUAGCUACUGGGAUGGAAUUUUUAUUUAUUUAUUUUUUUUAAGAGGAACUGAUAUUGCUAUUCUUAGCUUUUGAUGCAACCAAUCAUGCGCCCCAGGCAUGGUGAAUACAAUAAAACCUCACAAUAUCGCCGUUGUUUGCUUUAUCUAUUUCAUCAGCUUAUGUGUAACUCUUGUUUGUCAUCUGGUUGAUUAAUAAUAAUUGCAUUAAUUAAUUAUGCCUAGGUAAGCUCUUAGACAGUAGCUAGCGUAAGUGAGUAUCACAAGGUGAUGUCAAAUUACUCAAUAACAAUGGAUGGAUACAUUUAUCUUUCACUGGUUUUCAACAAAGCCCUAGGCUUUAAUUGUUAUAACUCAAGUAUGUUAUUAAUCUUGGAAGGAUAGAUGAAUAACAUGUUUGUACCUAUGGUCUUGAGUUAUCUAUCCAAACUGAUGUGGCAACUGGUUGUUCCGAACCAUGUUUCUGAAUUUCAAAUAGGCAUCUCUAUUCAUGGAUCUUUUAAGAGGUACUCCAAGCACCAUAACCACAAAAGCUCAUUGUAGUGGUUAAGGUGCAAGAAAGCAGUGCAUGCCAUCAUUCAGAUUUUUGGUGGCAUCAUUUCAAAGUGGCUUGAGUUUUAUCCCACAGAAGUGGAAUGAGGAACUAGCAGUAAACAAGAGGUUGGAGUCUGGUGCAGAAGCAACAGGGAGAAGAAAAUUAAUAGCGAGCUGGGGAGUAUAAUGAAAGAGAGAGAGAAGAGGUGGAAAAAACAAGUUUUAGCCGAAGUGUUCUCUCAGACUUUCACUGGUUUCCAUUAAUGGAAAGAAGAGAAACAUUUCUUGAUGCAGCACUUCAUACAUUUUACCCAGUAUUAUCAUAAAAGUAAAAGGAAGAAUCAUUUUCUUUUACAUGGAAAGAAACCAAUAAAAAUAUGAUAUUAUAAUUUAUAAAGACUAUCAUAACCUGAAGGUGUGAAUUGUAGCUCAUACCGAAGCUCUUGAAUCAUGUCAAUAAGACCUUACCACUCAUCACCGGGAUAAUACAAGCCUUUCACACUUCUUGGAAGCUACCAAUGAGGUGUCAAAAUCUUAAAAAGACAAAAUGGCACCUGUUUGAAGUGCUGAAAACAAUGUACAUUAAACAAAAUAUAAAACCAAAAUGUACCAAUACUAAACUAAAUGUAAAAUGGAUCAUCCAUGCUUUUUUUCCAACAUAUACUCAUAUAUAAUUGAAAUCCAAUGCAUUUACCAGAAGUGGAGUUUAUGGUAACAGACACAGCUUGUGGGAACAUUGGAAACAAAAUUCCAUUACUCGUCAUGCAUACUUGCAAAGCAAUGGAAGAAUAAAAGCCUGCUUAAUGAAAAGGCAAAUAGUCAAUAAACUAAAUGACAAGAAGAUUAACAAGGAACUGAAAUGUAUGAGUCAUCAUCUCACCGUUUACCUUUCUUAUCUUUCUAUGGUACUGAUGACUGUCCUGUGGAUAAAUAAUUUUUUAUUUUUUUUAAAUUAAAUUGUAAGAUACCUUAGCAAUUCAUAAUAUAAACAUAGGGCUUUUGGGGGGACACUUGUAGAAGAGGCUGAUGAUAGACUCACUUUGAUACACCUGUCCUGCUAUCUAUCAAGCCUAUCAAAUUCCUAUGAUUUGAACAGCCUCUAGAGAUAUUACCUUUAGACCUUAAAGGGACACUCCACUGCACAAAUACAAAGUAAAAAGAAGUCACUGUUUAGUGUAUAUAUACACCCAAAACAAAACUUUUUCUUUUUCUUUAUUAAAGCAUUUUUUUUCAUUGGAGUUAUAUCAAUGCUGUCUUUGCAAGCCCUCUCCUUCUAAUCCAACCCAGACUUUAUGUGACUGUUCAAUUACAGACUUUCCAAUGCAGCUCAAUGAGAAGUCUUUGCAAGGCAGUUGCUCUGGGCAAUUCCUGCCUCUUGCGUUCAGUGCAACUAAGCAAACCAAACUAAAAAGUAACAGUACUUGAUGUCUGCUUGACCAUUAUAAUUUAUAAAUGAGUCAAUUUCUAUUGAAAUCUGCACUAUUUCCAAAAAGGAAAGAAGAGUUCACACAAAGCUUUUCAGCAAGCUAAAGUGCUUUAGGGUACUGGAGUGUUCCAUUAAGGGUAGAGAUGUCUCAGUCAGCCCCUAAUGUUCAAUUCCAUAAAGGACUCACUGCAAUUGUUUUCCAGAUGGUGGGACUUGGAGUAACACAUGUCAAAGCAGUGCAGUCAUACACAGACUUUAAUGCUUUAUAGGAUUCAGAUAAUGUCUUUUUUUUUCUUUACUCGUUACAUUUUCUGAACCUUUACUAUAAAACAAGAUGUGAGCAUGGCAUACAGGCUCACUGAAUAGAGCUUGUUCUUUUCUACUAGCCUACAUUUUGCAUGUCAUUAAAACAGGAGUGCUCAAAAAGGUAGAUCCCCAGAUGUCCUGAGGUUAGCUAAAGGCUGGCAAAGCAUUAUGGGAGUUGUAGUUCUAAAACAUUUAGGAAUCUAUAUUUUGGGCAUCUCUGCAUCAAGCUUGAAUGCUUGGCAUGCAGGUAAACUCGCUAAAUAAGGUAAACUUUGAAAUGCAAAGUAUGGCUUCCAAUGCCACAUCAGCAUUAGAUAUAUGUUUAUAUUGAAUAGCAUACAGCUUAUGACCUGUAAUAACCAGUAUAUAUUUGUGUAGCUUAAUGCUCCUAUGAGCUGAAGUGAUUCAAUGUAUUACAGAAUUAAGAAUGUUAUUGUGAUUCUUUUGAUUUUUUCCGUUUUGAGUUUCUUAACCCCAGUUUAUCAACAUUACUAACAAUUCUGGCUAAAGUUAAACCUCUACAAAAGCCUGUAUGGUUGUCAUGAUUUAGCACUUUUCAUGUGUUAGAAGUGGAGAAAAACUCCAGUAGGGUUGUUUUAACAGUUCACUGUGGCGUCUAAAAGAUAAUAUUUGUUCAUGUCUUACCUGGUUUGAAUGCACAUAAUUUAAUAUGAUUCUUUCCUACUGAAUCAAUAUCACUUUGGUGAAAGAUAGCCAACCUGUUUUUUUCUCUCUCGUUUAUUUUAUUUAAAGGCUGAAGCCUCUACGGCCAGUUAGUAUCCAGGGUCCAACUGUAACGUUAUGCCAAGGCAUGUUACCAGGUAUGUUGCAGUGCCCAGUGGACAGAAACACUUUAUUACUCCACAGACCCACCAUAUUGUAUUGAAUAAACAUAAUAUGGCUGCCAAAGUACGUGAGGUAAUGUUUAAUGUCAACUGUAAGUUGUUUUCUUAAACACUUUUUUCCUCUUCCAUUACCACAGACUGCCUUAAUAUAAUGUAUUUUUAUAUUGCACAAAGUGGGGAUAGUUAUUUCAUUUACCAACAAUUGAAGCUGUAUAUAUGCAUUUAAUAGUAAUAAUUAAUAAAUAGUCUUUAAUCUUCAGCAGUAUAUCCCCAAUACAAUUGAAAUGUUUGGUUUACCAGUACUAUAUAUACAUUGUUGUCUCCUGUCUUUGUUCAUUACAGAAAGGGUGCAGACAAAACCAGGUUUGGGUGGUCUGACCAGAAUAAAACACUAAAUUGUGGAUGGAAAAUUGCAUAGAAGAGCUCCAGGAUGUCUGUGCAAUUUGAUGUCGCCUACAUGUCACCUAAAUUUAUAUCUGGUCUGAAAGAUGAGUGAAGUGGAGGCAUGUCAUAAGCAAAAUCAGACUAAACUGCUUUCCUCAUACUUAAUAUAAGAAACAAGAUUGUUGUUGCUUUGGGAAAGACAAUUUUGACGUCUCUGUGAUGUGCACCAUUUUCGAAGUUCCAGCUGCAUGGUACAAAAUGGAUGUACAUAAAAGCUGCAUAAUAAUUAUUGAAAAACAAAAACAAUGUAUAUAGGUAUCUUUUAUUAAUCUGAUUAUCCAGAAUAUGUUAACUGUAUCAUGUGCUGCUUGUUUUUUUUUCAGUGUUAAUUAUGUAUCGAGGUUCUGUUAAUUAAAUUUAACAUAGGUAUCAGAUGUUUUGAACAUAUUCACUAAAUAUCGAUUUAUUCCUAAAGCUUUGACCAAAAUGCUUCACAUUUCGGUGUUCAAAAAUUUUCAAGUGAAAAAUAACCACAUUCCUGCAAACAUGUUUAAGCGAGCACGCUCAAGUGUGCUUGCCUGACAGGAGGUGAGGUACUCAUAACGAUUUCUUUGCAGAAGGGCGCCACAGGGCAUUGGUGAUUUCUAUAUUGAUAGAGGAAAAUACCUUUUGCCUUCACAAAUCUAGAUCGAAUAGAUCUAAGAAUGCAUCAAAUGUCUGGAUGGAAUUGGUCAACCGUAAUUUUUAGCCAAAGGGUUACUCCAGUCAUAACUCAUUUAGUCCAGAGGUGAAUGAUGUCCUUAAACACACAGAUAACUUUUUCCAGUCUGAAAUAAUGGACAUUUUUUGAAAUGUAAUACUUAGGAGGAUGGUCCAAUGAAACCUAUUUUUUUACAUUACUUGUCUACCAACACACCAAAUACAGAAGCAUACACCAGAAACUAUUGGUCUGAGAUGAAAGAAAAUAGAUUGUUCAGAAAUACCUGGAUAUAGAUCCUGAAGGCCUGUGAAAUGGUUUGAAUGAGGGGACGGGGAGAAUGACAAUGUCAAAACAUUGUAACACAUUGUUCGGUGACCCACACACUAUAAAUCUUAAUGCCAGUACAGGUUUGCAAAGCCUCACUAACUUGUAAUACAGUCAACUUGUAAUACAGUCAUAGACGGGUUGACUAAAAUUGCCUUUCAAUCACUUAGGGAACAUUAGGGUGCCCAAAGUCAAAUUUGAGUGAUAAAAGGGAAGAAUCGUAGGGUAUACAUGAGAGGGAGAGGUCUUAGAGGUCAAGUAGGAAUUCUAGCAGACUUGAUAAUGGUCUACAUAGGAUGGUUUUUAUGGUAUCACUGCUUUGAGGUUCAACGGUUUACUUUAAGUUUUGUAUUUGGAGGAGAACACACACCAAGUAUCCAAAGACUUUUGAAUACCUUGCUUUAUAAGGUAGGAGCUAUAUUGAUUACGUUUUUCAUCUUGGUCUGUACUUUCCAGAUAUCUUUUACGAGCGUGAAUCUAUAUCCCAUUAGUAAGGACUAGUUUAAUGUGCUGUAUCUGAAAAAAGAAAAAACAAAACUACCAGUAGAUGUCUCCUGGUUGAAUAUGGUAAAGCAGUCACAAUAGUGAUGGUCUAAUAGGUAUAGUAGUCAUAAUAGUGGUUGUCACAAUUUUGGCGAAAAAAAUAUAAAACAUAAUUUUUAAUAGAUAAAUUCUAAAAAUGGUCAAAAUAAAAUAAAAAAAGAGAAGCAAAAACUGGGUAUUCGGUCCUGUGUAGGAAAUGUAAUCUUGCUGUAACAGCACUAAGCAUUCUUGAUCUGUCUAACUGACAGAGAGAAACAAAGUAUCACAAGAUAGAACAUCAUGAAAAAAUGUAUGUUACACAAUUUGUACAAUGCUGGUAGGGGGAGAGGUGAAAACUGUCACUGUUAGAUAGACUCUCCUGCAGAAAGAGUCAAAAAAUGGUUUAACUGUCUCAAUUAUAAUGUGUACAGAGAAAGGAUAGGGGGCACUCCCAGGACCUACAUUUUGCAUGAAAGGUGCUGCCGCAGUGACCAAACUUCAUACAUGAGAGAAUAAAUAGUUGUGGCGCACUCAGACUACAAAAAAUAUAACACAAAGAAGGCUACUAAAAUGCCUAUCUGAAAAUAAAUAUGGGGAUUUGGUUCCACCAUAUGGCCAUAUGUUGUUAAGCCCACCACCACUUACAAAGUACCCCAAUAUUGGUGGGUCCUACACUAACAUGUGGGGGACAAAUUAAAUAGUACUAGUGUUGAAAAGUGUUAAAUUAAAUCCUAGUAAGAGCAUAGUGAGUAUACAAAAAUAAGUGAUGAAAGCAAUUUAAAACAGUGUUAAAACUUAACAAUUAAUGUGUCAGUGCUAAAAUGAGUAUACUCACUAUUGCAGAUGAUAUCUGUGCUGACUGGAGAAAAUAAUAAAAGUGAACUGACUAUUGAAAAACUCCUCCUAUAUAUACACACCUGUGGCCACCUCUAAAGGAGCCUCUGAAGCUGGGGGGCCUGGGCGGGGUGCUUAACCCCUAAGGAAUCUGGUCUGGAUUCCAAAUAUACUGUGUACAGAAAAGGAUAGGGGGCACUCCCGGGAUCUACUAUUUAUUCUCUCAUGUAUGAAGUUUGGUCACUGCGGCAGCACCUUUCAUGCAAAAUGUAGGUCCCGGGAGUGCCCCCUAUCCUUUCUCUGUACACAUUAUAUUUGGAAUCCAGACCAGAUUCCUUUGAGGUUAAGCACCCCGCCCAGGCCCCCCCAACUGAGACACUAGUGGACACAGGGACACUAGUGGACACUGAGACACAUGGGGACACUGUGAGACAUAGGGGCAUAGGGAGACACAGACAUUGGGACACGGAGACACAGUGUCCCCAUGUCUCCCAGUGUCUGUGUCCCAUGUCUCAGUGUCCCCAUGGCUCCCAGUUUCCCCUAGUCUCCCAGUGUCUGUUUCCCCAUGUCUCCCAGUGUCCCUAGUGACUCUGUAUCCCUGGGUCUCUCAGUGACAUGGGGACACAAUGAGACAUGGGGACACUGGGAGAAAUGAGAACACUGAGAGACUAGGGAACUGGGCGACAUGGGGACACUGACACUGUGAUACAUAGGGACACUGAGAGACUGGGUUACUUGCGAGACUGAGACACUGGGAAACAGGGAGACACUGGGAGCAAUCCAUCUAUACAGCAGAAUCAAACUGUGAGUAGUUUGUUGGUUAUUUUACAGAAUUUUCUCUUAUGUCACUCCUUGUGAUUUACAUCAUGUGAUGUCACGCAUAACUAAUUAAUUAUACAAAUGUGUAAGGCUGGUAUUUUUUUCCAAGAAAGGUGGCAACCCUAACUACUCUUCACAUACUCUUGCUUAAAGGAACACUAUUGGGUCAGGAAUACAAUCAUGUAUUUCUGAACUUAUCAUGUUAAAACCACCAUUUAGCCCCCCUGCCCCUCUUGCCUCCCUAAAUAUAGUAAACUCUUACUUGUAUUCAAGUCUGCAGCUGCUGGCUCUGUCAAUGUCUGCCUCUGAACUGACUCUGUCUGCUGACAUCAUCAGAAGUGGUGGUCUGAGCAAAUUACAAUGCUUCCCCAUAGGAUUGGCUGAGACUGUCAACUAAGCAGAUCAGGGGCAGAGCCAGCACAAGUCAAACAUAGCCCUGGCCAAUCAGCAUCUCCUCAUGAAGAUACAUUGAUUCAGUGCAUCUCUAUGAGGAAAGUUCAGUGUCUGCAUGCAGAGGGUGGAGACACUGAAUGGCAGUGCUGUACACUAGGCAGUACUGCCCCAGGAGGCACCUCUAGCAGCCAUCUAAGGAGUGGCCAUCAGAGUUAUUUUCUCUGAAAAGACAGUGUUUACUGCAAAAAGCCUGGAGGGAAUGAUUCUACUUACCAGAACAAAUACAAUAAGCUGUAGUUGUUCUGGUGACUAUAGUGUCCCUAGUUUGGAAGCUUAAGAGGGAUGCAUGGGAACAAAACCUGUGUGGACUGGCUGACAAUAAAAUUAGUUUAGAUAAUGCAGACUUUGGUCUCUCUAACACUGUGGCGUGUCCCCUUUCUUCUACACUCGCUACAUACACAUUUUCUCUGUCCCAGACUAUAUACCAGGAACUUCUGCCUGCUAGUAAGAUGAUAAGGAGACAAGUGGACAUGUGAGUGCUAGGGGACAGUCCUUAGAAAGCGUGGAGUAGGCGCAUCAUUUGAUGCAUUUAUGUCAGGUUCAGGGUGCUGCCUGCAUAGUAUGCCUUUAGUUGGACAGCCUGCAUGAUUCAAGCCAGGCUGGCCUUCUAAUUCUUUGGACAGACAUGCCCCCUUUUUGGGCAUGUUCACCCCUUUUGGCAGGUCUGGUCACAUGAUUUGCGCCAGUUGCACACCCUUUUACCCUGCACAUUGACUUCCUGCUUCACUGGACACUGCAGUUAGGGGAUAUGGAUUUACUUGAAAGAUGAAAACAUAAAUUAGAGAGAGAUUAGCAUAGAGUAUGUGAGUAGCUGCAUCCUUUGAGUUUCCCUCCAACACCAUCUCCAUCAGAUACAUGAUGCUUGGGAGGUAUGAUUGUUUUAGUGUUUUUGGUCGAUAAGAUUCUGUAAAUAGGCCCAUCAUAAUUGUCAGCACUAGGCCCACUGGGCUUUUAAUCUGGCUUUGAGUUGACCACUGAUGUAGGACUCAUGUGCAGUGUAGCAGAUAGACCUAAGGUGGCACCAGUGUGGGACUCGUACGUAAUAAUUAGUGCACUAGUUUGAACAACUGGCUGGACUCCAAUAAGGGAGUCAAAAAGGGAGUGUAUAUAGAGUACCUAUCAGAAUAAGGAAAGAAGAAAAAAAUAUAUAGCUGUAAAAACUAGAUUCUGCAAUUAGCAAGGAUACAUAUAAAUGCUAGUAAAGACAAAAAAUGGAGUGUCCAUAUCAGCCCUAGAUACAAUUGUUUGGGAUGUGGUGAUUUUUAUAGUUGAAUUGGUGUUUAGGUAACGGAUCAUCGCCAAUUUAGCUACUGGAGCAGGACUCUUGCUUGAUGCUAAGGUAAUAGGGAAACCAGAGGAGGCUGUUAGCUUUAAUAUUGCAGAAGAUUGGGGCGUGUCCAACUUCCGGCAAGAUCGGUCGCAUGGAGUAGGAGCUCCGCACCACCCGGACCAGAUUAAACACUAUUAACGAGGAAAUCUCGCCGGAUUACCCUGAACCAGCGGGGGACAAGGCUACACGGCUCCUAAUGUCUCCCUCAAAACAGAUGAAACUUACGGACGCGGUCCGCCAACAUAAGAGGGAAAGACUGAAGCAGGCCCAAGAUGGCGCCGCCAGCAGAGCUCAGUCUCCGGACCCUGACCCCUGCACCGAGUCGCCCACGCACUCGCUAUCAGACGACUCACAAUUCUCAAAGGAAUAUCUUAGACAAGUGCUCGCGGACCUCGGGUCCACUAUUAAAGAGGAUUUCACCACCUCCUUGGCGGGCAUCCACCAAGAGCUAGAGGAGCUGGGUGACCGGACCGAUCAGGUCGAACGCAAAACUGAUGAUCUCUCCUCUGCCCACAAUCUGAUGGCGGAUAGAAUACAGAAACUAGAGGAAGAUAAUAUCAAAUUAUGGCAUAAAAUGGCGGACAUGGAGGACCGCUCUCGCAGGAACAACGUGCGGUUCCGGGGAGUAGCAGAGUCCAUAUCAACAGACCAGAUCUCGGCCUACAUCACCGCACUAAGUACACCGCUGGUCCCUGACCUCUCAGAUGUAACCUGGGAACUGGACAGAGCCCACCAGGUUCCAAAACCGCCCAGAUUUGGCGCGGACGUUCCGCGCGACAUUAUCGUGCGCUACCAUCACUUUAAAGCCAAGGAGGCUCUUCUUAAGGCCGCUAGAGCCCAAGCCACAUUUCCCGACCCAUAUAACGCUGUCUCUAUUUUUGCGGACCUAUCGGCCCUCACUAUGGCAAGACGCAGAGAAUUCUCCUCCAUUACCAAAACCCUACGCAACCACAAUCAGGCUUAUCGCUGGGGAUUUCCUACGAGACUACUGAUCUGGCGGCAGAAUAAGCUCCACAUUAUAGAUGACCCCCUGAAAGGUCUAUCCACGUUGAAACACUGGGGACUUUGGGGCCAACAAGAAACCACCCACCAACAACCGGACGCCUCGACCACCCUGAAGAGAUCCCAGCCAGACUGGCAGAUGGUUGGCGCUCGACGCUAACAGCCACCCCAUCUAGGACAGCAUCUCCCUGCCUCUACUCUUUGAUGUAUUCUACAGCCGCGCAAGAAGACACCAUGCUGACUGUCGAUGCCCUCGCCCGACACGGUCGUCAACCACCUACCCCUGAACUGUCUCCAGCUGGCUUAUGCCUUACGCAAGGGCUCUAA
Molecule: messenger RNA, 15106 nt
Organism: Pelobates cultripes (western spadefoot toad)
Lineage: Eukaryota; Metazoa; Chordata; Amphibia; Anura; Pelobatidae
Source: the annotation of a GenBank genome assembly